AUGGACAAAGAUGGAAGAGAGUCUACAGUCCCUUUCAACUUUCUCUCCAAACUUGGAAUGCAGACAUUUUAUCCCAACAAGCUCACUCUUCGCUCUCUUUUGGAAAUCAACAAAAACAGUAUUUAUGAUGAAACUGUUGAAUCAUUGGAGAAAAUACCAUGGUGCUUUCUUAGGAAACUCUUUCAAAUCAACGCAGAAUGCAGAAACUGUACACAAGUAUCAAAUAAUGAUGAUGAUGAUGAUGAUGAUGAUGAUGAUGAUGAAAACAGUGAUCUGUUUGACUUUGACCUGCUCACUGCAGAUGACUCUGCAGACAACACUGUUAACCCUCUGGACCUCAUAGUUGCACUCUUUCUUUGUGCUGACAGCUUCUUGCAACAGGAAAUGGCCCUCAAGAUGUCAAUGUGUCAGUUUUCUGUCCCACUGCUGUUGCCUCAUGGCAAUAACAGUCAGUCUACUCUGAUGCUGUGGGCUCUGAGAGACAUCGUCAAAGAGUGGCGUCCACAUCAUUUAUCUGACUCUAGAGGAUUUGUUGAAGAUAGCAUUGUUCAAGCAGAUAUACCAUUCUUUACCUUUGUCAGGCUGAAAAACUGUAGUCUCUCCAAGUCACAGGUUCUGAAUCAUGUUCUCAGUCGUGGCCAACAGAAUCACAACAUGUUCAUACACAGAGAUAUGAAAGGAGGAGCACUUACAAGAAGAAUUUCCAAUGGUUUGGUGGAGGUUUGCUGGUUCCUUCCCUGUGGCAGAGAAAAUCUUGACAUAUUUCCAGAACCAGUUGCCUUUGCCAAUUUAAGAGGAGACAUUUGUGUGUCAUUGGCACAAUUCAAUUUUCUUUUUCAAGAGUCAACUGCUACCUUUGUGUUACUGGACAAAGUUGAAGAAAAUGAACACAAGAUUCUGACUUCUCUUCAAGAUGUGAAAUCCAAACUCUUCUUGGUUGUUAAUCGCAAGGACAACUCUAGAGAGGACAUGAUGUCUGUUAAGAAAACACAGAAAGAGUUACAGCUACCAAACAGCAGUGUGAAAAUCAAAGACUCAAGAGUAAAUGUUUCAGCGCUUACAGAGAAACUUUGUGCCGCCAUCAAGACCUCACUGCCAGAUGUAUCAGCCACAAUGAACAUUGUCAAUAUGGUUGGAAAAGCCGUUGAGCUUGGUCUAUUGGUGGAUGAAAACAAAAGUGGUGAACAAAAGAAAGCAGUUGAGGAGAUCAUGGUUGACAUUGAGAAGCAGAGUAUACCAGACUACAAGAAACAACAACUUCCUCUGCAGGGAGAAAACUGGAAAAGAUUAUCACAGUUAGAGAAGGAGGAGUGUAGAUUGAAAUCUGGUGACUCAGACCCUGAAGGGAGUAAAUGCCAGCUACAUGAAGAAAAAAAUAAAAUUAGUGAGAAGCAACAAAAACAAAAACUAUCCAAAGGAAUGGAGAGUUUUAUUAAAACCUUAUCCACAAGUGACAAAGAGGAAAGAGAUGUUUUUCUUAAGUGGAUGAAACUUAAGCUUGAUACACAUUCACGGAGCAAACUGUCUGAUCUGCGCAACAAAUUCAAAGAGCAAUGUGAGAAAAAAGACAUCAAACUCAUUGCAGAGUUAGAUCAGGCUUUGCUGGAAAGCUCUUUAGGAGUAGAGCAUUACAUGAGAGAGAUGGGACUCAUCUAUGAGUUCUCAAUUAAAGGCUCAAGAAACACUGUUAAUGAAAUAUCUCGUCUCCCUGGUUUGGCUGCUGAAAUGCUGUUGGAUGGAUUUCCUUUAGAGCUCUUCGAUGGAGAUGCUUCCAACAUCCCAGAGAGAUGGGUGACAGAUGUGCUGAUGGAGCUUCACAAGAAGGUUGGAGAGCAGAGCAGACUGUUAGUACUGACUGUGCUGGGUGUUCAAAAUACAGGGAAGUCAACACUCCUCAACACCAUGUUUGGUGUUCAGUUUCCUGUCAGCAGCGGCAGAUGCACAAGAGGAGCUUAUAUGCUCUUCCUCAGAGUUGGAGAAGAUAUGAAACAUGAAAUUAAUUAUGACUUUAUAGUUCUCAUUGACACAGAGGGUCUAAAGUGUGCUGAUCUGGCAAAACUAGAGGAAAGUUAUGAGCAUGACAACCAGCUGGCAACCUUUGUGAUUGGUUUAAGUGAUGUCACCAUUAUUAACGUUGCAAUGGAGAACUCAACAGAAAUUAAAGACAUCCUGCAAAUUGCAGCUCACGCCUUCCUGAGAAUGAAGGAAAUUGGUAAAAAGCCAGUUUGUCAUUUUGUGCAUCAAAAUGUUUCUGGAGUUUCAGCUCAUGCAAAGACAAUAACAGAAAGAAAACAUCUUCUGGACCAGCUCAAUGAAAUAAUACAAAUUGCUGCUGAUAUGGAAAAGAAGCCUUCUAUUAAAGCAUUCACAGAUGUGCUGGACUAUGACAUGGACAAAAACAACUGGAACAUCCCAGGACUCUGGCAUGGAAUCCCUCCGAUGGCACCAGUGAGCACAGGUUAUAGUGAAGCUGUAGCAGAUUUAAAGAGAAACCUUCUGGUGGAAACAAACAGAAGCAAUGAAGUCUCAAAGAUCCCAGAGUUUCUAGAAUGGAUGAGAAGUCUCUGGAAAGCUGUGAAGUAUGAGAACUUCAUCUUUAGCUUCAGAAACACUCUUGCGGCACGUGCCUACGACAACCUUUGCAAAGAGUUCAGUCAAUGGGAAUGGCAGUUCAGAAAAGAAAUCCUCUCCUGGCAACAAGAAGCAGAGUUGGAAAUCUUAAAUUCUGACAUUGGAUCUGAUAUUCAAAAUUGGAGCACAUUGGUUGAACCAAAAAAAUCAGAGGUGUCAGUAAAAAUAGCAGAAGAAGAAAGAAAAAUGAAGCAGAAACUCACAAACUACUACAAAAAGAAAGACCAGAAUGUAAAUCUGAUAGAAAAAUACAAAACUGACUUCAUCAACAGCAUCAGUUGUCUUGCAAAGGAAAUUAUUUAUUCUGUGAACAAUAAACUGGAUUGUAACCUCGAGCUUAAAAAAAGUUCAAAAAAGGCUGAAUACAUUCAGAGCGAAUACAGAGAAGGGAUUGAAGACGAGGUCAUGAAGCUUUUGAGUGCCUGUAAAGGCUCCACACUGUCUGAUGAACAGCUGAAAGACCAGUUUGAAAAGAUGUGGACUGAAGCCACUAAAAAUGUGCCUCGUCUAAAAGAGCGAGAUAUUGCAGCAAGUGUCCUGGAGCAAUUCAGAAAACAUUUCUCAAACCAGAAUGUUAUUGAGAACUUACAACACAUUACAGAUCUAAAGGAAACUGGAAAAUGUCCAUUUAAAACCAAACGUGAUCAUACGGACCAUUUAUUUAAGAAGCUUUUGGGACGAGGAAAUCUUCAAAAUUUUGCUGACACAGUCAUUGAGUCUUGCACACGGUUUGUGCUCGAUAAAGCAAAGUCAAACACAGAUUACCAUGACUCUUUUACAAGAGAUCUUCUUGAAAAAAUGGAUGAAUACCUUCAACAGAACUACAAACAUCACAAAACAAAUGCAAAGUUUGAGUUUGACCUGAAACUUCACAUUUGUGGCAUUGCCUCAAGGGAAUUCCUCAAAAUGCACAGAAAAUACUUGUCUGAUAGAGAUCCUAAAAUUCAGCUGGAGAAAAAGAAGUCUCAAUACCUGAUAGAUUUUCUUGACUUGUACAAAGAUAGAGAUGAUUGUCAACGCAAAGCAAAGGAAUUCGUCAGAUGUUGCAUCAAACCUGCUGUGGAAGAGUACAUCAAUAAAUCUUUGGGAAUAGACAUUGUGGAUGAAAUAGUGACAAGUUCUCAUUCAGCAGAGUACAGCUCCCACUCCUUUUUCCAGUGCAACCUUCAGGAAGAGUUACUGCAAAAGGAUGACUUCAAGAGUUUUGUCAACUACAUUCGUAAGUAUGAAAUAUAUGUUAAGGAUUGGAUAUUUCAACAAAUCCAACAACAAAUGCUGAAGGACGAAACUUUGUGCAAACUGAAGAACAAGAACCUUCAAGUCAUAGUUGAUAAAAUCACAGCAGCAUUAGAGCAGGCCACAAAAGCACCAGAUGAUGUUCAACUGCUAGACAACAAUGAAAGCAUCACAGAGCUCAUCAGCAACAUGAGGAAGUAUUUGAUUAAAGACAUCUUAAUCUCAGAGGAAGAUGAAAAAACCACCUUGUUUAAAAUCCAAAGCACAUGUCAUCCAUUUAUCAACAGCCUCAAAAUGUCAAUAAAAGACUUGAACAAACAGCUUCAGGAGCAAUUCUCAAAGUCUGAAAACAUCACUGAGACUCUGAUCAAACUUCCAAUCAAACCACUGGAUGAGCUUUUCAAACGAGUGUUUGGUUGUGGAAAGCAAUGUCCAUUCUGUAAAGUUCCCUGUGAGGCUGGAGGAAAAGGACACGAUAAGCAUCAUGCAACUGUGCAUCGACCACAAGGUCUUGGUGGAUACAGGUAUGAAAGCACAGAGAAGCUGGCUCCAACACUGUGUACAACUGAUGUGCAAGGUGAAGGUAGAUUCAAUAACACAGAUACUAAAUUAGAGUAUCAUCCUUACAAAGAGUAUUACACUUACUAUCCAGACUGGCUCAUUCCUCCAGAUCCCAGCAUAGAGGCAUCUGACUACUGGAAGUAUGUACUGGUACAAUACAAUGACAGAUUUGCUGAAGAAUACAAGGCCAAACCAGCUGAUGUUCCAGAGGCCUGGAGGAGAAUCACAAAGGAACAAGCACUGAAGGGGUUAAAAGAUGCCUUCAAUAUAAGAUGAACAAGAUAAAAA
Molecule: messenger RNA, 4716 nt
Organism: Scomber scombrus (Atlantic mackerel)
Lineage: Eukaryota; Metazoa; Chordata; Actinopteri; Scombriformes; Scombridae
Product: up-regulator of cell proliferation-like
Exons: 2
Coding region: 1-4704 (1567 amino acids)
Molecular function (GO): GTP binding
Source: RefSeq, a predicted model, not a curated record